UAUCUCAUCCUUACAUGUUUAAAAUGGGGAAACCAAAGAUAGCAGUAUGCUUCAUUAUCAUCUUGUUUUCUCUCUCCUCCAUUAGCAUUAUCUCCGAUGGUGCGUGUUCGCCAUCGGAAGACAAUAAUAAGUACCCUGUGAUCGGUAUCUUGAGCCAUCCUCGUCGCAAUAAUGGGUAGUACAUUUACGCCUCAUAUGUCAUGUUUGCAGAGGCCGGUGGUGCUAGGGUUAUUCCUCUCUUUUUUGAUGACCCUUGGACUGUUAUAUCCUCUAAACUUGAGUUGGUAAAUGGUUUGAUCUUGACUGGGGGAACCAAGAAAUCUGGCCCAUAUCUUGAAGUCGUCAAAAAAUUACUCCAGAAAGUCAAGGAGAAGAACAAUGAUGGGGAACAUUUUCCCCUUUAUGCCAUCAACCUAGGGUUUGAACUUUUAUUAAAUAUCAUUAGUGAGAGCAACAAUGUUCUAGAAAGUGUGGAUGCACACAAGUUGACAACUAAUCUGGAAUAUGAGAAUAACGUGAGCAUUCAACAAACAGUCUUGGGAAGUUUUCCUCUUGCUCUAAGGAAUAAGCUAAAGACAGACUGCCUAGUCUCGUUCAAUAACAAAUUUGGCAUAUCAAAGGAGAGUUUCUAUAAUGAUAAACAACUAUCUAGUUUCUUCAAGGCCAUUACGACAUCCAAAGACAAGAGUAACAAGGAUUUUAUUACCACAAUACAAGCGAAUAACUACCCUAUUGUAGGCUUUCAGUGGAAUCCUGAGAAAAAUGCAUUUGAAUGGGGAUCACCCGAAAUUCCACACUCUUUGGAUGCAAUUCAAGUAACCCAAUAUGCCGCGAGCUACCUUGUUAGUGAGGCUAGGAAGUCCCGCUAUGAGCCACCUGUUGAGCAAGUACUUGAAAAUCUCAUCUACAAGUACACUCCUUAUUACUCCGGAGCUAAAGGGAGUGGAUUUGAUCAGACAUACUAUUUUGAUGCGUACGAAUCAUCGACUUCAACUGAAGCUUUGGCACAAAAGUAAUUAAUGUUGCAGCUUCAUUUUAUUAUUGGGAGAAAUCUAGUUAGCCUAGCUUUCUAGCUUGGGAGACAGACAUCACUCUUCUCUCAGUCUCUCUUAAUAACUACUACUUUGUAUCACGGAACUAAUUAUUAAAUAAAGAGUUGUUGCACUUUGCAUA
Spinacia oleracea (spinach) is the source of this 1173-nucleotide messenger RNA. Its product is annotated as gamma-glutamyl hydrolase 2. Gene Ontology annotation, molecular function: gamma-glutamyl-peptidase activity. The transcript is spliced from 10 exons. Gene Ontology annotation, cellular component: vacuole. NCBI's taxonomy places the organism in Eukaryota, Viridiplantae, Streptophyta, Magnoliopsida, Caryophyllales, Amaranthaceae. The coding region runs from base 201 to 1016 and encodes 271 amino acids. The record is from RefSeq and is a predicted model, not a curated record. Gene Ontology annotation, biological process: tetrahydrofolylpolyglutamate metabolic process.